GAGACGCGGAGGGGAGAAACUGAGCUCUGUAACUUUACCCGGAGACGACAUGACACACCAAACCGUAUCGAUAAACAUUUCACCCUGAGGCGUUAGACAAGCUGUGUUUUAUUCAAUUGAUUACUUUUGCCAUGGGAAAGUGUUCAUUAACCAGUGCUACUCUCUGUUAAUAGUGAGUUCUCUAUGAUGCUGUUUUUGUGAGAUCCGCUGUGUUGUCCGCCUGUUUGGACAUCAUCAUGCCAAGCCGGCAGAAGAAGGUCGUGUUCUCGGUUGGUGGAGUGCUGAGUUUCACCGCGGUGCUGCUCGUGGCGGCGGCGAUGGGAACCCGCUGGUGGGUUAACGCCAACGUGCUGUGCCAAACCGGCGCCCAACUUGUGAACGCCACCGGCUCCGAGCUGGACAAAUUCAUGGGCACCGUGAGCUACGGGCUUUUUCACGGCCAGAGGCUGAAGCAGUGCGGCCUGGGAGGGAGACCACUCUCCUUCUCCUUUUUUCCUGACCUAGUGGAUGUGAUCCCAGCCAGUCUUCAUGUGAGCGUGAUUUUCUUCUGUGCUGUGCUGAUCCUCUUCACUUCCAUAUGUUGUGCCUUCUUCAUGUACAAUGCUUUUGGUAAUCCGUACGAGACCCUGCAUGGACCGCUGGGCCUCUACCUGUGGAACAUGAUCAGCUGUCUGUGCAGCUGUCUGGUCCUGAUCCUCUAUGCGGCAGAAGUGAAACUGCACCGCCUGUCUGAGAGCAUCGCUAACUACAAAGAGGGCAGCUUUGUCUACAAGACACGCAGCGAGAAGUUUGACCGCUCCUUCUGGCUCAUAUUCUUGGUCUUUCUCGUGCACUGCCUUAACAUCUUACUGAUCCGCCUGGCGGGGGUCCAGUUUCCUUUCCAGGGGGCCAAAGAGUCUGAUGCCACCACGGGCGCAGCAGAUCUCAUGUACUGAUCAGUCCUAUUGUUCACCAGCUCUGCCACCCGGACGCGACAUCCUAUCGUGGCUAUUAGCACUUCUCAAUAGGAGUCUUGCAUCUUGCAAUAUCCGUUGUUGUGGUUUGUUUACCGAUGAAUAGGCACAUCUGAGCCUCUUAAGCUUCAUCCGUUCACUUUCAGAUGAGGCAUAGGCCUUGGAGUUAGAGUCCUGGCUGUGUCUGAGAGAGAUGUCUUAUCUAUCACGCUGCAGGGUGGCUAGUGGAGGCACCCAGUCUUUCAGCCUCACUCCUGAUUGCGUAUUCUGUUCACUGCCACUGCAGUUAAGGCUCAGUAUUUUAAAUGAAUUGAUGAAAUAGGUUUGCUCAGCUCUGUUUCUGCUGUAAGGAAACUAUAUCUUUCGUUGUAUUAUGUUUAGCAUUCACAUCCUUUGCAACACUACCCUAAUGCACAAUGAUUAACUGUAUUGGGUAACUUGUAUUGUACUGGGUAGCUUGGAUAUGCUCCUGUUUAGAUGUCCAACCACAAUGUGCCAAGGAUCAUGAAUAGCAAAUGUACUUCAAAUCACAAGGACCUAUUAGCCUUUGAUGUGAAUUAUACUUAUUUAUACUGGUUAAUGGAACAUUAUUAACAAACAUGGAGGAGGAUGUCCAAUUUGAAUAAUAAUUUAAAGCAUUAUGUACAUUUGAAGUGUUUAAUAGAGUUUCUUUAUAACUUACCUGUUUGUGUAUAGAUGUGACCACAAUUGUACUGUAAGAUAUUCACGAUUAAAGUCCCAAGUAGAAACUGCUGAAACUGACCAGUGUCUAGAGCUGUUUCUGUAGAAGGAAAUUAGGUAAUUGUAUAUAGUACAUUUUGGUGGGUGCAUGUUUUCUGCAAAUGUGCUGAAAACUGGCCUUGCAGAUGAACUGAUUACUGAAUGACACUUGAAGGGAGUUUUUGUGGUAGAGUAAAACUGUUUGUUUAAGAUUUAGUCCUUACUCUGUGUCAUGCUGCAUCUAUGAAACUUCAUCCUUUAAUAUUUAA
This is a messenger RNA of Pygocentrus nattereri (red-bellied piranha), 1942 nucleotides long. RefSeq names its product clarin 1 (gene clrn1). The coding region runs from base 237 to 935 and encodes 232 amino acids. NCBI's taxonomy places the organism in Eukaryota, Metazoa, Chordata, Actinopteri, Characiformes, Serrasalmidae. Gene Ontology annotation, biological process: equilibrioception; sensory perception of sound. The record is from RefSeq and is a predicted model, not a curated record. The transcript has 3 exons.